This is a messenger RNA of Anolis sagrei ordinatus, 1131 nucleotides long. RefSeq names its product chromosome 10 C8orf48 homolog (gene C10H8orf48). The record is from RefSeq and is a predicted model, not a curated record. Lineage: Eukaryota; Metazoa; Chordata; Lepidosauria; Squamata; Anolidae.
CUCAGCGGUUGCCGUGGCAACGCGAAGGGCCUGCAGGAAGAAACCAGGCCUGGAAGGCAAGCCUCGCUUUACAAGGAUUUCAGUGAGGCCUGUUGUGAAGAUGAACCGAUGGAGCUGAGCUGGAACCAAAGCAGCUCCUUUCCGGAUUAUUCUGGGGAUACAUUUACAUCCUUCAGUGAAGAUGAAGAAGAAGAAACCUGCAGAGAAUAUGACAGUGAACCAUUCCCUUCCUAUUCCUCUGGAGAGGACACCGAAUGGCCUGCUUCCUGGGAUCAGUCUGAAAAUACUAACCAGUCUUCAAGUCACAAUAGUGAAGUAAUAAAGAACAGAGACUUUUUGGACCCAGCAGCAUCCAGGGAGUAUUUAACUAGAAAAUGGAUCAAUCGUCUGAACGUCAAGAAAGCUACUACUACUGCAGUUGCCAGAUCUACUGUGAAACCAGCUAAUGCACUGACGCGGAUUCCUGAGGCUUCGGAGGAAGAACUGGGAGCGCUCCAAUCUUUCUGUGCUGUCAAGAUUAACUGGCUUCAUCAUCCGCCAAGUUUAGCACCACCAAAGAGGAGAAAGUAUAAGGAUCAGAGCCACAGACGCACUUCUGAGAAGCUGGCGAUGGGUGAUAUCAACUGCAUUGUCCCUGAUCAGUUAGUGAACAGACUCCGUCUGAAAAAUAUCAAGGAGACCCUGAAGCAGUUAGCAGAAAUCGAAAUACACCAACCCUCGCAGUGUCCACACUGCGUGGAGAAAAGAGCAGAGCUGGCAGAAUCUGAUUUCCUCAGACGCAGGAAGGUUUUGAUGGAAAAGGUCUUGCUCCAAGAGAAACUGGAAGACUACAUGUACAACAAGGAUUCUCUCACCCUCAUUGGAGAAAUCCACCAGACCCUUCCUAAGCUUUCAGAUGAUCCAAGGCACAUAUGGCAGAGAUUGAAGGAGAGAGCUCUGAAAUCCUUGUGUGAGGCCUCCUAGCCCUGUGUGGGUCCAUCGAGGCAGAACACAGAUUCUGAAUCCACGUAAGUUGCUCCCUGGAGAGGAGUGGAGCCUUUGCAAUAUCAACAAUCAAUUCUCUGGGCAAACGUGUGUCAUCUUUUGGGUCAGAUACUGUGAUCUCAUUCUUCAUCCCAUCCUGAAGCAGAA